This is a messenger RNA of Trematosphaeria pertusa, 375 nucleotides long. RefSeq lists its product as uncharacterized. Lineage: Eukaryota; Fungi; Ascomycota; Dothideomycetes; Pleosporales; Trematosphaeriaceae. The record is from RefSeq and is a predicted model, not a curated record. The transcript has a single exon. The annotation marks the transcript as partial.
AUGUGUCUCUGUACGCAGUACGAUUCUGCAACCUGCGGUCAUUCGUGGAUCUCCAUGAGCCAACCUUGCGGAUUCUGCAGCGACCUCCUCAAUUGCCCUCGCCGACAGACUGUCCAGACUCUCAUCGCACCACCGAUGACCUGCCCUCAGUGCAACGGCGGAUUCUGUGAUGGGGAGACUAUGCAAAUGAUCCAAGGUCCUUGGGGGUGCAAUCAACUCAUUAGAAGUCACUGGGGCGGCAGCGAGGUGAUUCCGGGAUAUUGGGGCGGUGCGCAGCUCCAACAGCAGCACUGGGGUCCGCGUCCGAUGAUACCCGGCGAUUGGUGUGGCGACUAUAGGCUCUCUGGGCCGUAUGGGAGCAGCAGCCGCUUGAUG